AUGGCCGUCACAGCAAUGUCGCCGCCAGCACAGGCCCAGCCGCCCUCCACCCCGUCCUCCAACGUCUCAGGAACACAGGGGGCCAACGGGUCGCUUGUCCCGAAAGCAAAAAACGGUUCCUCCAGAAGAAUCGAGAUCGACAACCUUGUGGUGGAGUUCCAGAAAAAACUCGGCAAGAACUGGGACGUUUACCAGGUCACCGUGUCGAUGUUUCUUGUUGGAAAGCUGUCACGCUCCGAAUUGAUGGAGGAGCUCGACCAAAUCUUGGAUAAAACCACCGUCAGGUUCCAUAAUCAGCUGUUACUCACCAACCUGGCCAACUCGCUGAGAGACGAGCCGCUCGACGGAACAUCCUACUCAGGCUUCGGAAACCAGCAGCUUUCCAAGAAACGCAAGGCCGGAACAAAAUCAUCGCAAUACGAGCUACUGAAAAAAGAUAUUCUCUCGCUGUCUAUUCGAGAAAGACGGCGACUAAAGGGCAUCAAGCGCGAGUCUGGCAAGCGCGGGAUGGUCAACUCGGUCAUAGCGCUCACCAGACAGGCGAUUGUGCCGAAGGUUCCAAUUGUGACGAACAACGAGUCCUCGAUUUCGGGAAAUACAAGUCAAUGGGCCCAGGACGUUCUGGACGGGUUCCAAACACCGCUCUGUUCCGAGACCUACGAGCUACCUGACAAAACACAUCUGGACUCGCGUGUUUUGGGAAUUGCCAGAGAACACGGGCUUGUGGGGCCUGUUGGUGAAGGAGUUUCUGAUGUUUUGUCUCUUGGAUUGGAAUACCAUCUAAAACUGCUCAUUGAACGAGCAAUGGACAUGGUUCGUUUGCGACAGCCAGACAGAACCAGAGACGCAGAAAACUCCAAACAGAACAGCACAAUAACCAUGACGAUCGAAGACUUGUACGACACUUUGGAGAUGGCUCCUCAUUUGGUCGAGCCCAACGGGGCCCUAUUUGGUCUGAGCGACAACCAGCUCAAGAACGACGACGACGUGUCUCUUUUACAACAACAACAGCAGUACUUGCAACGCGGUUCGGCCCAACAGAAGCUUUCCAAGAUUUCGUAUCUGCUGAAACCGCAGAAAACCGAGUCGCUGGUUGCUCCGGCCUCGUCCUCGUCCACCAUCACGGCUCCAGCGUCGAUGCCUGCGAUUUCUCCCUCGCGUCAGGGCGAAAGGCCGGCCAACGGAGCAGAAGAGCCACCAAGACCAGACUCCUCACAACUGCAGAACGGGAAACCCGUUGUGCCUGAAACUGCUGCUUCGGGCUCGGCACCCAACUUACGACUCACCGACGCAUCGAUCGGUCUUCCGAACGAGCUCAAUUGGCUCAUCAACGACCUCUUGUGCAACAACUAA
Messenger RNA from Ogataea philodendri, 1353 nucleotides. RefSeq lists its product as uncharacterized. NCBI's taxonomy places the organism in Eukaryota, Fungi, Ascomycota, Pichiomycetes, Pichiales, Pichiaceae. Gene Ontology annotation, molecular function: transcription coactivator activity. The coding region runs from base 1 to 1353 and encodes 450 amino acids. The record is from RefSeq and is a predicted model, not a curated record. The transcript has a single exon. Gene Ontology annotation, biological process: regulation of transcription by RNA polymerase II. Gene Ontology annotation, cellular component: SAGA complex.